AUGUCGAGCACCGCGGAGAGUCCCGACGGUGGUAUGGCACUGCAGUCACACUAUUCACUGCGAUGGAACAAUCAUCAGACACACAUACUGCAGGCCUUUGAAGCACUACUACAUGCAGAGAUACUCGUCGAUGUCACUCUCGUGUGCUCGGACAGUAGCAUCAGGGCGCACAAGGUCGUCCUCAGUGCCUGCAGUCCGUUCUUCGAGAGGAUAUUCGCUGAACAUCCGUGCAAACAUCCGGUGAUAGUCCUGAAGGAUUUUCCAGGUCGUGAAGUUGCCGCCCUGAUAGACUUCAUGUAUCGUGGUGAGGUGCGUGUUGGUAGAGAAGAAUUGCCAGGUUUAAUGCGUGCUGCGGAGAGUCUUCAGGUACGUGGUCUUGCGUCUUCCGAGCCUCGGCCAGCAUCGCCCCCCGUUACCCCAGUGGAGACACCAAUUGACCUUCUGGGUGACCGACUCAGUCCAGAGGGUGAUCAUGAUGCGGAUACGGAUUCGAUUCAACGCGAAUCUCGAACGAUAUUCAGUCGUGAUCGUGAUCGCGAUCGUCUUCCCCACAUGGGACACCUCAAUUUCUCCCUCCGUGAGUUGCGCGAAUCUUGCAAUUCUCCACUAUUACCACGACGAAAACAGGCACGACCAAGAAGAAGAUCGGGUGAACUGAUUCCCCAGGAUCUGUCCCGACCACAUCCACCCGCGAGUCUCAGUCCGCCCUGUGGUCUUAACUUGAGUGGAGCACUACCAAGUCAGCCAACAGGUAGCCAAACACCAGGUCAGUCGCAGAUACCAUCAUCUCAGGCACCACGUACUCCAUCACAAAGUAAUCCACCGUCAACACCGACACAUCGUGAAGAAACAGCUGAAAAUUUAUCGAUGAAGCGUUCCCUAUCUCCAGGGCUUCCCACCGAACAGGCCAUAAAGACUGAGAGUGAGGCAGCUAGCAGUCCACGUGGCUCACCCAUGACCGGUACAAGUCUUCAUCCAGAUGGCUCCUUGCAGGAUCUUCCUACACCGGGUUUACCCUCAAUGUCACUCUCCCUGACCCCACCACAUCAUCCAAGCGAGUACCUGACGUCACUGGGUCAAUUUGCUGCCCAAUGGCUGCCAAAUCAUCAGAGCCAACUGGCACACAGGGACGGCAGCCCCCAGGGCCACAAUCGUAAUCCGCAUUAUCAUCAGGAGCAGAUGACACCGACAAGAAGAUCUGUCGCUGUAUUCCCCAUGGAUGGUGUGUCACCGUUGGCCAGUGGUGGAUUAUUUCCACAUGGUGGUGGAUUGGAGAGAGGUACAUUACUCACCGAGUUGCAUGAUAGCUUCAAACCAGAGGCAUUUCAGGGACUGUUUGGGGGCAAUUUGGGUCAUCACAUCACCAAGAAACCAAAGAAGCACAGGGGCGAUGGAGAUACUGCUAGGAGGUGGUCAGAGCAUGGAAGGGGAAUGCCCAUUGGAAGGCCCAAAGGACAGCACAGCGCCCCACGAGGUGGACCACCCAGAUCGUGGACCAAUGCCGAACUCACGGAAGCUCUUCAGCAUGUUUGGAAUAAAAAAAUGACUACUUCACAGGCUAGCCGUAUGUUUGGCAUUCCUUAUAACAGUUUACUCAUGUAUGUCAGGGGAAAGUACGGAAAGAGUCUCAAACUUGAGCAACUCAAGAGGGACUGCACUGGCGCGACAACUGGCGAAGUCAUGAACUCAUUGAAUAAUAAUGUCAAGGCCAUUCAGCCACCCUCGCAAAUGGGUCAUCCUCUUGGUCUACCUCAUCCUGGCGAUGAAUCAUACAGUCAUCAUCCACUUCUUGGUGGCAAUCUACCGCAAGGAUUCUUUCCCGAUUUUGGCGCUGCCUUUCCUGUUCCUGUUAGCAUGGUUCAUCUGCUACCACCUAGUGAACAAAAAGCCUUCGAGGGGGUGGGUGGCAGUGGGGGCGGGGGUAACAGUGAUCUUGGACAACAGAGCCGAUCACCAUCGCCCAGUCAACAUGACAGUAUUCAACCACCACAAUCAGCUCCAGCGUUACUGCAGCAGAAUGGAUCGGAAUGAGACAGGCUGAGAGCACUGAGAGAUUAUUUUUAUUUGUAAUUGUACCAACGUCCAGCGUUUUUUGUAUUUCAGGGGGAGGGGAUGAAUGUUUUUUUUUUUUGGAUCUAAGACUGAUUUUCUCCAGACUUUUGCUUGACAUGUCGAAAAAAUGAUGGUGUGGCUUUUUCGUAGGCAGGGGAUUCCCCGAUUUUGAAUGCACGUUGUGGGAUUUAGCCGGGGUAGAUUUGAAAAUAUAUGGAGAUUAAUUUUUCUGUGGGGUUUUCGGAAUUUGUUAAUUUUUGAAAUAUUGAGAUUUAGAAUGAAGUAUGAGGAGAGGUCGGAAGUUGUAUUUUCCCGGAGACUCGAUUGAUUUGAGUCUGAUAUCCGAAUUACAGUUACGGGAUUCACAAGAGUGCGCUGAACACCGCAGGAUACUUUUUCCACUUUCACGGAGUGUAAUAACGAUAUAUCAAUGCUAUUAUUAUCGGUACAUUUUAUUUGACUUUUUUUCUUAUGAGAUACCAAACAUACCAAAUAACAAAGCCAGUUUCUCCCGUUCUAACAUCAAAGAUGGAUUUUAUUUUUUCUCAUUCGUUUAUUUGAAAACUUUUUUUUUCUUCAUUUUUGUUACGACGAACAGGAGAAAUAAUGUAUCCUUCACGUCCUUACGGUGGAUCGGCGCACAAGAAAGGAAACCCGGAAGGAAAACAAGAUGACUCUCUCCUUUUAAGAAAUUUUUUUCCCCGUUUUUUCGCCUUCUUUAAGGUUUUUUUUUUCGCCUUUACGGGAGAUGCAAACGGUUAAAUUGAAAGGGAACUUCUUGAAAGGGGUUAGGGUGGGGGGGAUGGUCUCGCACAAUGCCUACGAAUAUCGUUGAAUGAAAAAAUGUAAGAAAAAACGCACCCCUAUGACAAGAUUUUCACUCACUUUUCAUUCAUUUUUUCGACGGCAAAAGUUAAAAUGAGAAAAAAAUAUGAAGAAAAAAAAACAUUUGAAUUAUAACGAUAUUUCCCGCGAAAAAUUAGCACAAUGAGGGCCAAGUGCAAUACUCGCUGCAAUGUGAAAAAAAAACCUAUUUAAUUUCCUUUUUUUUUUUAAUUCUGUAAAUAAUUUUUGCAUAAUUUUACUGGACACUUCUGUGUAAAAAUAAAUAAUUCGUGAAUUUUUGUUUAUAAAAACAAAAUUAAUUGGAGGGAAAUUUUUCCAAAGAAAAUACAUGACAUUUUAAUUAUUAUGUUUCUCUCGACGAGUAAUAAAUGAAUAAAAAUAAAUAUACCAAAUAAUGAUGAAUAAAAUCGAAGAAAAAAAAACGCGAAGUCGCUUUAAUGAUUAAUUAAAAUGUGAAAAUGAGGUUAAUUAAUGGACAAUUUAAUAACGGAAUCGUAGACCACAGUUUGACGAGUAAAUAAUUUUAAAAAUAAUAAAAAAAAAAAUUAUUAAUGGUAAAAAUGAUGAUAAAUAAACCAAUUUUCGACAACCAGACGGAAGCGCAGGGUAAAUAACACAUCAGGGAUAGCCACAGACAAAUCUACGAUAGCUAAAAAUUGAGAAUGUGAAAGAAAAAAAAAAUUGCAUAUUGAAAGAGGAAAUAAAACUUAUUAAACAGAGAAGCGUAAUUCAUAAAUUAUUGAACUAAAUAAACACUACGAUUUUUUUUAUUUUGUUCGCGAGGGUUGGUACUGGUGGGUGGGGAGAUGUGGGGGCAUCUGAAACAAUAAAAGAUUCAACUGAAAAAAUUGCAAACGCGGAGACGGGCUUUUUCAGGGAGGGGGUGAGCCUGUACAAUACAAAAUGAUAUUAUUGAUUAUUAAUUAAUGAGUUGUGUGAGGAUGAUUGAGCAAUGGGUUUUUGGCAAUUCGAGGAAGGGUUGGAGAAUUAAUUUUCUAGUUUUUCCGUAUAGAAGAUAAUUUUAUGGGGGGGGGGGGCAUUUUGAGUCGCUAGGGUGAACAAAAUGGCGGAUGGUGAGGAUCAAGAGGAAAUUCAUAAUUCUGAAAAAUUUCAGACCAGAGGUAAAUAUGAACAGGAAAAUUUGGAAGCUGAAUUGUCCACCACUUUUUAUUUAUGUUCGGCUUGAAACAAUCAAGUGCAAUUUAUCGACAAAAUUGUGUACUGUGGAUUAAAAAAAUUGUAACCACCAUUUUGUCUUCAUUAUAACUUAAAAAAUUUCGUGCAAUUCUUUAACACCAUGGCGGACAAUAUCAGGAUAAUUGGAGACAGAAAGAUCGCUAUCUGGCUGCACUGUUGGGGGAUUUAGGCCCAAAAAAAUUAAUUUUCCAACAGCUCCCCACCCGCAAUAAAAUAUUUAGUUAAUUCUUUCCAAACUGCGUUUCAAAAUGUGUGAAUGAAAAUGACAAAUCAAUUUCGAAAAAAAAAAAUAGAAAAAUCUCACACUCAACAGAGAUUUUUCAUCAUAAACUAGACACACAUAUUGUGAUAGGCACCAUGUGCGGACUUCAGUAUUAUUUUGCAGUUAAAACGAAUGGGGAAAUGAAUUUUAAAAUGAAAAAUGAGAAAAAAAACUAAUAAUAAUGAAACAAGUGAUGGUGAAAAUCAUUAAUACGUUAGGUAGUCAUUAAAAAAAAAUCUUAAUGCCUGUUUCGUUGUUACAUAAAGUGAGAUUGUGCGGAUGAAGGGGGACAAGUGAAACCCUUAGAUUUAUAAAAAAAAAAACUAAUUACGACCACAGAAAAAAAAUCCCGGGCCAAAUUUCCAAAGAAAAAAAAAUUUCCAUUCUUUCAAUCUCGGGGACUUUUUUUUCACCAAUUGUUUCAUCCUCGUGGCGCCGGACGCACGUCGUUCCGUAAUUAAUAAACAAAUGAAAAAAUAAUUAAUGAAGAAAAAAAAAACAUUGACACGUGUAGAAUUGUAAGUAGAGGUGCGAUUGAUUACUUUAUUAUUAAUUGUAAAAGUGCGAGUGCAAGUGGUCGAGAAGCGAAAAAAAAAAUGGUUCGAGUGUUAGAAGUUUUAAAUAAAUUAAUAAAAACAAACUAAACAAUUUUCGUGCGACCGGGGGCCGAGGUAAAAGCCCAAAGGAUUUUCACUGUUGAAAUGAAAAUAAUGAUGAUUGACACAGCAAAUUCAGAGAGACAGGAAAAGGUUGUAUUCGAAAGUUUUUUCUAUAGAUCAACUCGAUAUGACUGAUUACAAAGAGAAUUAAAAAAAAUGAACAUGGCUGCCGGUAAUUAGCUACCAUAUCGCAUGAUUGCUGUAUUGUUAAAUCUCGUUGCUGACAUAUCAAUUUAUCGACGAAACAGAAGAAAAAAAAAAACAUAUUUGUUGAAUGUUUCUAUUGAUUUUUUUUUGGUUGAAUUUUUUAGAUGAUGAGGGCACUUCGCUUGGGGCAAUUUGUUUAUAAACAUUGUCAUCUCAUGUUCAUUUUUUUUUCCCAUCAAAUUUUUUAAGGCUGAACAACGCUACGAUAUUGAACAAUAUACAAUGUGUUAGUUGACAGAUUUAUACGGAUAUUUCAUUGUUCAGGGUGAUACAAAGAGUUUUGAGGUAAUGAAUAAACAUUGUUUAUAAUUUCAAUUCUCCAUAUCCCACAAAUGACUCGACAAAAUGGAAAUGAAACAUCGAUCGUUGCAAUUAACUGGUCAAUUCGUCAAAUACCGACCAAAACAAUGACUGUCAUUGUGAAUAAAAGAAAUACUGUUAAAAAUCAAUUUACAAAAAUCAAAAUUCACAAUGAAGAGGACAUUGUUCUCUUCGAAAUGAGCUAUCAGUCAUAAAAAACCAUCGAUCAUCACCGGAGAUAUUGAGGCGAACAAAGAUCCAUUGGAACAAGUAAAUCAAAUUGUUCAUCCGAAACAAUGAAAAUCCAGUGUUUUUUAAUUACAAUAAGAAUUGGGUCUACACUCGUUGCCGGAUAAACAAUAACAAAACGAUAGAGAGUAACAAUACAAAGGGCUUUGAGUUCUGACCGCAUCCUAAGUUCCUAAUAAACAAAACGCUGAAUUAAAGAUAAUAGAAUUAUAAACAAAGAAAAAUUAAUGAAAAAAAAAAAACAGACAAAAGACACUCCGAACAAAGUAUUAUUCUUGCUCGUUGACGAAUAUUAAUAAUAUUUACCGCCGUGCUAUUAAUACAAUUGUUUAUGAUUUUAUAAUCCUUGUUUAAAGAGAGAGAGAGAGAAAGAGAGAGUGAAAGAGAGACGUUUGUUUGUAAGUUUUUAAGAUAAUUAGUUAAUUAUUCUUACGCACAGUAAAAAAACCAACAAUUUGUAAAUAGAUGAGCGUGAUGAGAGAUUGAAAAGUUGAAGAUACGGUACGCGCAAUUGAUUAUAUUUAUGCGUAAUAUAUAUGAAUAUCUAUUUAUCUAAUUAUUGCUGUGGACAAAAACAUAAUGGCGAUUGUUUAUUCGGAUACAACCUUUGUUUGGAGAACAGCUAAAUAGCUAAAUUAUAAUUAUGUAAUUUUUUUUUCUUCAAUCAAUGGAUUCAUAUUUUUUUUUCACUGUUAAAUCUGUUAAUUGAAGAAAAUAAUGUGCAAUUUUAUAAAAUUCAACAUAUUUCGUUACAAAUUUUCAUUAUUUUUUUUGGAAAAAAAGUUUGUUUUCUUCGACUGCAGAUAAGUGGGCAUGUAAUCCCCUGCAUUAUCGACAGACAAUAUUUGUCAUCGCAUGGUACCGAAUGUUCAGUGGGAAUUCCCGUUUUAUCGAAGUGCGAUGAGAAAGAAUUCCCAUAAUUUAUCAUUGAACAAAAAUUACUGAAAAAAUAACUUCUCAAGAUUGGAAAAAAAAUGUAAGACAAAAAUGAACAAAUGCGUGAGAAAUAACAACUAGCAUCGGUUGUGCCGUUCACGUAGUUCCUAAGUUCGUCUCUGCCUCACAAAUUGCAUCCGAAAGAGCCCCUCAAUUUGUUUAUUUAUCAGAUAACAAUGCAAAGACAAAUAACAAUUUGUACUCAAACCGAAAUAUGACAUAAUCCUAAUACCCUUCCUCGCCCUCCCCCUCAACCGCAGAAAUAUAAUAUACGAAUAUAUUUAUAAUAAUUACCGUGUACCAUAAAAACCGAGACAAACAAUUAUGAUAAAAAAAAACUACUUAUUAUAUUAUAUGAAAGAAACAGAGAACCGCCGCCACCCACUAUAUUUUUUACAGGUUUACAUUGUAUUACAGUUUAUAAUAUUUGAUAUACAUAAAAAAAACGUAAUUAAAAAUGUGAAACAGACAGAGCAAUAAUUAACGGAUUGCGGCCGAUAUGUUUUUUGAAAAUACGGCCACGCAUUAACAAUAUUAAACAAUACUUUUUAAACGAUCGGUUAUUUAAAAAAAAAGGAUUCGUUAAAUGUCGAGUCAGCCCAUUCGUAAAAUCGAAGUUUCUGUUAAUAUUGACGUGAAAAAAUGACCUUUUUGCAUAAUUUAAUUAUAAAUGAAUCACGACAUGAUUUUUUCAUCAUCUCGUGUUGCUCCUUCACCACCGAUUUUGUUCUAUAAUUCCAAAAUUAAUGAGGCAAAAUGGGUCCACUUUUUUCGUCAAUUUAUGGAUUAACGCUCCGAUCUAUUGAAAAGUGUCAUUAGAUUUUUAAAAAUUUCCGCCAACCUCCGGCGGGAUUUUUUAAAAUUCCAAUUGUCCUCAUCUAAACAUUUCCUGUUUCUCUCUCUCUCUCUCUCACUGUUGAAACGCCUAAACAAUACGAAAUAGCCAAUCCCUGAUGUGAAUUAAUUCGUUACAGGGACCAAAUAAUUGAAUAGUAUAUUUUUAUCAAGCAGAUUGUACAAUAUAAUAUAUAAUAUACAGGACUACAUAAUUUAUAUUUUCCGUUUUAUCAGAUUUUUCAGUUGUUGUCAUGAGUUACAGAGAGAGACACGAAUGUACAUUAACGAACCCUUUUUCAACUUCAUAUUUUUAAUAUUAAUUAACCGAUUCGAGAAGGAAAAAAAAUAACAACCGAUGGAUGCUACAUACUUGUGAUACGUUUUACCGCUGGUUACUACAGAGACUUCCUAAAUGCCGAAUGUAGCCAUUGAAAUAUUAUAAAAAUAAUGAGAUUUUUUAAAAAAUUAUAUUUCACGGCGAAAUUCGGCAACCACUAGUUCACUCACGCACACAAUUCACCGUUUAUAAAAUGGAAAAAAAAAAUAAUAGGAGAGUAAUUGAACAGAUGAAUGAGAUAAUGCAGAAUUUAUUAAUUAACCGAUUGAAAUGUGUAAUUAAUGAGGAUGCUAUUGUGAGGCUGAGGACGAGGAUAGAUUCCAACCCAUCUUCCCCCCCAACCCUCCCCACUCCCAACCCCAUUAUCGCCCUGUUUUUUGUUGUAAUUAUAUUUUUGUUAAAUUGAAAUGGAAAAUUUUUGAAUUUUUAAGUUUUAGUCUUGGAACACAACUUGGAAAUAUUGUAAUGAUAUCUAAACGUAAACAAAAAAAAUUGUGAAGAAAAUUCUCCCACUCUUUACCGACCCCCGAUUAUCAUGAGAAUUAUCUAUAUUAAUCCCAGAAUAAAGUGUACAUACCAAUUGUAAUAA
This is a messenger RNA of Diachasmimorpha longicaudata, 8471 nucleotides long. It is a transcript of the gene Lov, whose product is annotated as jim lovell. Gene Ontology annotation, cellular component: nucleus. The coding region runs from base 1 to 2031 and encodes 676 amino acids. The transcript has 2 exons. The record is from RefSeq and is a predicted model, not a curated record. Gene Ontology annotation, molecular function: DNA binding; protein binding. NCBI's taxonomy places the organism in Eukaryota, Metazoa, Arthropoda, Insecta, Hymenoptera, Braconidae. Gene Ontology annotation, biological process: regulation of transcription by RNA polymerase II.